ACCCGCAACUUGAUAAAUAGGGUUUUUGAUACUGCAUGUUUCUGGAAGAACCCAUGUCUCUAACACUUCCAGUAGAAGAAUUGACCCGCUCACGUAUCUCCGUCAGCCUUAGUGGCUCUGGGGGUUUCCCCUUCUUCAAGAUGACACCUCUUCCAGAUGCAUCCCCAGUCGUAGUCCAAGGCAAUCUUCGCAUAAGCUUUCACGUUUCUUCUGAUAGCGACGGUUAUUCGGUGUCGGCUUCGAUAUCAUCGGACUAUCCCCAAGCUUCUUCGUCUUCUUCUUCUCGUACUUCAUUGCCCCACGAGCGGUUCUCCACUAGCACGCAUGACGAUCGGCAUAUACCCUCGUCAGUUGAGUCAGGUAAUUCGUCAAUCCCGACGGAUACCAUGAUGGCAGACAACUCGGAGUCCUAUCCUUCGCAGGACUACUUGUUUUCCACCCUAGGCCUUUACCCAUCGCAUGACGUGAUGACUUCUUUUCCCUUCGAUGGUUCUUUAACGUAUGGCUCCA
Molecule: messenger RNA, 510 nt
Organism: Serpula lacrymans var. lacrymans S7.9
Lineage: Eukaryota; Fungi; Basidiomycota; Agaricomycetes; Boletales; Serpulaceae
Exons: 1
Source: RefSeq, a predicted model, not a curated record